This is a messenger RNA of Trichoplusia ni (cabbage looper), 2220 nucleotides long. RefSeq names its product annexin B10 (gene AnxB10). The record is from RefSeq and is a predicted model, not a curated record. Gene Ontology annotation, molecular function: calcium ion binding; calcium-dependent phospholipid binding. NCBI's taxonomy places the organism in Eukaryota, Metazoa, Arthropoda, Insecta, Lepidoptera, Noctuidae. The transcript has 9 exons. Bases 171 to 1142 code for a protein of 323 amino acids. Gene Ontology annotation, cellular component: cytoplasm.
GUUUACGUCACGUGAUUCAUGUCACGACGUCAGUAAUCUGUCAGUCAGUGUCAGUUGAUCUGUGAGCGUGUACGGCGUAUCAAAGUAUCCAAAAAGUGUUAGUGUGGUAAAUUUCUCGCACAUUCUUAUUAGAAUCUUGUUUGGUUCUAUUGCUACGUCGACUCUCUAAAAUGGUUUACCAACGUGCGCCGACCGUGGUGGGAGUGCCGAACUUCAACGCCACUGAAGAUGCAGCGGCGCUGCGAGCUGCCAUGAAGGGCUUCGGUACUGAUGAGCAGGCUAUCAUCGAUAUCCUCACCACCAGGUCCAACGCCCAGCGCCAGGCCAUCGCCAAGGCUUUCACGCAUGAGUAUGGAAGGGAUAUCAUCGAAGACUUAAAAUCGGAGUUAGGAGGUCACUUCGAGGACGUGAUAGUGGCCCUCAUGAUGCCCCCCGAGGAGUACCUGUGCAAGGAGCUGAACAAGUGCAUGGAGGGGCUCGGGACCGAUGAAGACACGCUCGUGGAGAUCCUGUGCACCAGAACCAAGCCAGAGAUCGCGGCCAUCGUGCAGGCCUAUGAAAGGAUGUACGACCGCCCCCUGGCCGAGCACAUGUGCUCUGAGACGUCGGGAGACUUCAGGAGACUGCUCACCCUCAUCGUGACUUCUGUGCGACAGGGCGCGCGGGACGAGGAGGCGGGAGUGGACCCCGAGAAGGCGCGCGAAGAUGCGCAGGCGCUGUUCGACGCCGGGGAGGCCAAGUGGGGGACUGAUGAGGAGGUCUUCAAUAGGAUCCUAGCGCACGAGAGCUUCUCGCAGCUGCAGCAGAUCUUCGAGGAGUACAAGAACAUCUCGGGCCGCACCAUCGAGCAGGCCAUCAAGGCCGAGAUCGACGGAGAACUGAAGGACGCGCUCUCGGCUAUUGUGGAGUGCGUGGAGAGCGCGGCGGCGUGGUUCGCGACUCGCCUGCGCCACGCCAUGCAGGGGCUCGGCACUGACGACCGCACGCUCAUCCGCAUCGUCGUGUCCCGCUCCGAGAUCGACCUCGGCGCCAUCAAGCAAGAAUACGAAAGACUUUACGAUAAGACCUUGGAGAGCGAAGUCAGGGGCGAGACUUCUGGGGACUACAAGCGCGCCCUCGUCGCGCUGUUGGGACCUGUCUAAGGAGGAAUACUACAAACGUACAAAAUGGAGUAUUUCAACGCACAAGAUAGUAUUUCGGCCUAAAAAUCAAGUUUACUGUAUCUGAAACAUACAGGAUUCGUCUCUCAACACACUGCAAUACCGAUAGAGUUAUUAAUCUCGGUAUCGUCACCUUAAUUUCUGCUGACACUCCAUUUGUUCAUUACUCUCAAUUUGCUUGUGUCGUGUGCUAGGAUUACUCUUUAUACUCGAUAUAGUUUUGUUAGUAUUUCGUGUUUAGAAAACUUUUAAUAUGUAUACGAUCGGCAGACCUAAAAUAGUACAUUAUUAUUAAGACGUAAUUUAUUUUAAGCUUAAUUAAACUAAGCAAAUUUUUUGAGCUGCUGAUAAGUGUCCGCUUUCAAUUACGAAUGCAAUUAAAGUACAUUUUUUAUGUUUAGAUUUACUAUGAAUGCUUUAUGGCAAUUUUGAAGUUAAUUUUGUGUGACGAUGUCCCCCGAUAUAUAUUUAUACGUACAUCUUACUUAUUAAUGCUUCUUCUAAAGUUUGCUUACAAGUAGUAUUACAAGUAAAAAUAAUAGAUACUACAAAAAUUGUUAUUUGUUUGUUGAUUUAAGGUAGGCAGCUGAUGUUAAAGUAGUGAUUACAUAACAUGUAAUCAAUAACAUUAGAUGUUAGCAAUCCUGCCUCAGCGGUGCCUUAGCUGAAGAUAUAUAUUUACCGGAGAGUUUUUUUAGCAGAGAUAAUUAUAUGUAUUGAAAAUAAAUAAUGAACAUUUGUUUGAGAUUGUAAAACUGGUAACACACAAGAUUGCUAAAUGCAUCUCCUUUUGUAAAUCCCAGUGACAAGUGUUUCAUUAUGAGAAUCUCGAUAUAGAGUCAAAUUAAUAAUUAUUACACUUACUAAGAUACCUUAAAGGUAUGUUUAUACUAACUUUUUGAUUUAUUAUUAUAUUAAAUGUUGUAUGUUGAUAUCUUACAAAAUUAUAUUGAUUUUCCCAAUAAAAAAGUAUCUAUUGGAGAGUUUGCAUUCCAUUAUAGAAUCUUCAUAAUAAUCGGCCUAGCUUUAAUUUUAAUUUACGAAUAAAAUGUAAAUGUAC